Messenger RNA from Clarias gariepinus (North African catfish), 1638 nucleotides. It is a transcript of the gene cfap410, whose product is annotated as cilia and flagella associated protein 410. The record is from RefSeq and is a predicted model, not a curated record. The transcript has 7 exons. Gene Ontology annotation, biological process: cytoskeleton organization. The coding region runs from base 91 to 828 and encodes 245 amino acids. Gene Ontology annotation, molecular function: protein binding. NCBI's taxonomy places the organism in Eukaryota, Metazoa, Chordata, Actinopteri, Siluriformes, Clariidae.
GUAAGGCUGUGUUGUGAUGGCUACGAAGCAAGCUAGUCUGGCUUUGGGGAUUAUCUCUAAAUAUUUGAGCUAAUACAGUGAUACUUAAAAAUGAAAUUAACUCGGAAACUUGUUCUUUCACGAGCCAAAGCGUCGGACCUUGAAAGCGUAAAAAAGUUGAACUGCUGGGGCUGCAACCUGACAGAUAUAUCAAUAUUCACUGAAAUUCCCAACGUUGAAGUCUUAACAUUAAGUGCCAAUAACAUUUCCUCUCUGGAGCAUCUUGCCAACUGUCAGCAUCUGACCGAGCUGUACCUGAGGCGGAACGACAUCCACGAUGUGUCAGAGCUGAGCCAUCUCAAAAACCUCGCCUGUCUUAAAGUUCUGUGGCUUGCAGAGAACCCGUGCUGUGACCCAGACCCGGUGAACUAUCGUUUGACCGUGCUGAGGAACCUGCCUGGUCUGCAAAAACUAGACAACCAGGUUGUGACUGAAGAAGAGCUUGCACUUGCUUUGGAAGGAGUCGAGGAAGUGAUCAAUCCUCCAGGUCUUGCUAGAGCUGGUUCUACCAAUGGCCACACAGAAACAGACUCUGAGUAUGACUCUCUCAAUUACAGUAUGGAUAAAAUCCGUGCACAGUUGGGGAUGAAGCCAUUGCCCAGGGAUAAAUUUUCAUCUUCCAGAGAAGCAGGGACCCUCCUGAAGAAAAAGAGUCACACCCUGGAAGCUGUGCUGCUCCUGCUGAAGGACCUGGACGUCGAGGAGCUGAAAACUGUUCAGUGUGCCACAGAGGACAAACUUAGAGCUCGAAGUAGACAGAAAGAGAAAAUUACAAUUUCUCAGCACUGAAUAAGAGUAAAUUCCUUUUGCAUGCAGAACAUCCAGCAACAUAAAAUAGCUUUUUAAUAUAAAGGGUAUCAUGUUAGACUCCAUACAUAGGGAAAAUUAACACUCUUUAGCAAAAUGUCUUCGAUAAUUUUUCUCACUUAGUUUAUAUUGUAUAUUUUCUUUCAGCUAGCCUUACAAUAUAUUUGACAAACGAAUUUUGAUUGAAAUCUUCCUCGUGGCUGUAAGGGGAAGCUUAAAAAUAAGAAUUAACAAGUUCAUCACGUGUGUGUGUGUGUGUAUACAAAGAAACAGCUACCAUGUAGUUUUGCUAAAAAGUGUAAAACAAAAGGUUUCCCUGUGUAUGGGAACUUUUCUGAUACCCUGUAAAAGAAUCCAGGUUAACCUAGUUCCCAGCCUAAAAACUCACUGCUUAGCAACAGAUACAAGAUGUGGACAAAUUAAUGCAAAACUCAAAAAUAAAGUGUCUUGGUAAAGAUGGUCAUCCAUCAACGAUUAAGCCUUACUGCUGCACUGAACGGAUCAACACUAUUCCUUUAAAAUACACUAGCUGGCUAAAAACCAUUACUAUUUCAAAAGGGUCAAAUUAUUGUGCUGCAUUAAUCAAAUUAUCAGAAAUUAAAAAAAACUGGAACUUGGGUAAGAACUCAACACGUUAUUAAAACCUGGACCCAUAGUGCUGAAUCGUCAACUUUUUGGAGGAAAUGAGGUCGAAAAAAAAAAUCAUGAAUAGCGAUCACUUAAACACGUGAAGUUGCAUGGUAAAUCAACAGUAAAAACCAUAGAUUUGUUUAUCAGUGAAAGUAAGAGCAU